Molecule: messenger RNA, 2151 nt
Organism: Phacochoerus africanus (Common warthog)
Lineage: Eukaryota; Metazoa; Chordata; Mammalia; Artiodactyla; Suidae
Gene: ZNF821
Product: zinc finger protein 821
Exons: 10
Coding region: 607-1845 (412 amino acids)
Biological process (GO): regulation of transcription by RNA polymerase II
Molecular function (GO): DNA-binding transcription factor activity; RNA polymerase II cis-regulatory region sequence-specific DNA binding
Source: RefSeq, a predicted model, not a curated record
CUGGGGCCCAGUCCCGGAAAGCCCCGGUUCGGCCGGCCUGAGCUGCGGCCCGGGGCCCAUUGUCCGGCGGUCCGUCUGUCCGUAGGCGGGGCCCAAGGACCCGGAGAGCCGCGGAGCGCGGAGGCGCCGGAUACAAAUCACUGGGAUUCAGGCAAAUUAACUUUGCUCCGUGGGAACUGCACCAGAGCUGGAGGUCUGAAAAAGAACUGUGUUUGAUAUGCAGAUAUGAUAGAAGACUGCCUGAAAGCUGCUUCCUUUACCACUUCCUGUGGAGGCCUGUCUUUGCCAUUUGCGGUUUCUUUCUUCUUUUGGUAAGGGAAGGCAGGAUCUGAUUACAGGUCUGAGGUCCUUUCUAGCUACAGAGAGGAGUUAGUUGGCGUAACAGGAGAGCCUAAGAGUUUUGAGAUGUUUCCUGUCCCACAAGGAUAUGAUGCCUUUGUCACCUCCGGGAGAGAUAACUUCUUGAAAAAAACAUCUGGAGGCUCCCAUUGGUGCAGAUUGCAGGGCUUGAUUUCAGAGGGCAUGUGACAUGUUAGCACCUUGCAAGGAGAUAGUAACAUCCAGUCCUGAAACUGGGAAAGACCAGAUCUCUUGGAUCAGAGAAACAUGUCCCGUCGGAAACAGACAAAUCCAAAUAAAGUUCACUGGGAUCAAGUAUUUGCUGGGCUAGAAGAGCAAGCCCGCCAGGCGAUGAUGAAAACUGAUUUUCCUGGAGACCUUGGCAGUCAGCGACAAGCUAUCCAACAACUAAGAGAUCAGGACUCCAGUAGCAGUGACAGUGAGGGUGAUGAAGAGGAGACCACACAAGAUGAAGUUUCUUCCCACACAUCAGAGGAAGAUGGAGGGGUGGUCAAAGUGGAAAAAGAGUUAGAAAAUGCAGAACAGCCUGUUGGUGGGAACAAAGUGGUAGAGCAUGAGGUCACAGAGAAUUUGAAUUCUGACCCCUUACUUGGGCUCUGCCAGUGUCCCCUCUGCCAGCUAGACUGUGGGAGUCGGGAGCAGCUGAUUGCGCACGUAUACCAGCACACUGCAGCAGUGGUCAGCGCCAAGAGCUAUAUGUGUCCUGUCUGUGGCCGGGCCCUUAGCUCCCCAGGGUCAUUGGGUCGCCACCUCUUAAUCCACUCGGAGGACCAGCGGUCUAACUGUGCUGUGUGUGGAGCCCGCUUCACCAGCCAUGCCACAUUUAACAGCGAGAAGCUUCCCGAAGUCCUUAAUAUGGAAUCCCUGCCCCCAGCCCACAGUGAGGGCCCCUCCAGUGCCGAGGGGAAGGACAUUGCCUUUAGUCCUCCAGUGUACCCUGCUGGAAUUCUGCUUGUGUGCAACAACUGUGCUGCCUACCGGAAGCUGCUAGAGGCCCAGACCCCCAGUGUACGCAAGUGGGCCCUGCGUCGACAGAACGAGCCUUUGGAAGUCCGGCUGCAGCGGCUGGAACGAGAGCGCACAGCGAAGAAGAGUCGGCGGGACAAUGAGACCCCCGAGGAGCGGGAGGUAAGGCGCAUGAGGGACCGGGAAGCCAAGCGCCUACAGCGCAUGCAGGAGACGGACGAGCAGCGGGCACGCCGGCUGCAGCGAGAUCGGGAGGCCAUGAGACUGAAGCGCGCCAAUGAAACCCCGGAGAAGCGGCAGGCCCGGCUCAUCCGGGAGCGGGAGGCCAAGCGGCUCAAGAGGAGGCUGGAGAAAAUGGACAUGAUGUUGCGAGCUCAGUUUGGCCAGGACCCUUCUGCCAUGGCAGCCUUAGCAGCUGAGAUGAACUUUUUCCAGCUACCUGUGAGUGGGGUGGAGUUGGACAGCCAGCUUCUGGGAAAGAUGGCCUUUGAAGAGCAAAACAAUAGCUCUCUGCACUGAACCGUACCCUCCUGCCUGCCUCCCCAGCCACCCCAGCCCACAGGGAUUCAUGCUCCAGCCUCCCACAGGGCUCUGUCUUUGCUGCCGGAGGCCGGCUUGAGUGUGUUGCAGGUGGACCUGUGUACCCCUUGCAUGUGGGAGCAGGAUGAUGGGGUCAGGAGGGACCUGGCUCAAGGCAGCUAUGGGCGAGGGAGCAGGCACUCCAGAGAGACGGACUCCCCGCCCUCUGCUGCAGGGCAUGCACAUAGGACUGGAGCCCCCUCCGCAGCCUCCCAGUCGAGGGCAAAUAAAUUAAUUUUAUCUUUU